AUGACAAAUAAUUAUAGUGGGGAGACGACUUAUAAGAUGCCAGCUAAUUUAGGUCUAGAGAAGUAUCAGCUUGUUCUUCUGAUCGUGGGGUCCACUGUUUGUGUGGUAGCUACAUGGCUGAUAGUGGACUUCUGUUUAUAUCACCGUGAAAGAAAAGCAAGAAGAGAUAAAAACAAGAAAGACACUUGGCAUCAACACCAAACUAAAACACGCCUGCUAAUUCCUUUUACUAAGAAAUCAACACUGAGCACAUCUUCCAUUCCUGCAGCUGAACCUCAAACUAAUGGUCAAACAAGUUUCCAGAAGUUUCUUAGUUUCUUCAACAUUAAAAAGAAUGAAGAAAACCAGAAUAACGCAAAACAAUUAGAGAAAAGAUCGCAAAGCUUUAACGACGCUAAUCUAAAAGAGAAAAAAUUUAUUUCGCCGAAGAGCCGACGCUUUACCGAAAUGUUUUCCAAUAAAGUUUCUAAUCUGAACAUUGAAUCCGAUUCCAAAACAACGACAAAAAAGGAAGAAAAUAGGAAAAUACCAAAAGAUACAGAAUGGAAGCAAGGUUCGCCUGACAGAGAAAAUCUUCAAAGUGCUGAUAGUGGGCAUUUUUCUGAAGGUAGAAGAGGAGGCGAAACAAAAUGGAAGACUGAAUUUUCUGAAACAGAUGAAGCGGUGAAAGAUGACAUUGGGUUUAGUGAUGUUGAAGAAGUGGGCAUAUCAAGAUCAAAGAAGAAAUCAAAAAAGAAGAAAGAGGGGAACUCCAAAAAGACAUUUUCUCUUUUACAUCACAGAUACAUUUAA
Molecule: messenger RNA, 792 nt
Organism: Saccostrea echinata
Lineage: Eukaryota; Metazoa; Mollusca; Bivalvia; Ostreida; Ostreidae
Exons: 2
Coding region: 1-792 (263 amino acids)
Source: RefSeq, a predicted model, not a curated record